CGUCCAGGUGUAGUCCCGAUCCGUCGACCAAGUGGUGUUUUAGUCCACAUUGACUGUGUUAAGACACUGUCCCAAUGGCUUCUUCUUUGCAGACUUCGAACCAUACUUUGCUAUCUUUCUCUGUAGCAAGCUGACCUUGCAGUCAUUUCUGUUGCUGUUAUUGCAACAAAACAAAGAGCUUUGUUUUGUUAGCUCAACAAAGACAAUGAUUAUCUGAAAAAUCCAUGUUCUUCUAAUGUUUUAUUUUUUAGAGAUUUGUUUUCUUAGAAUAUAUUACAAUGAUCUAACUUAUAAAAACAUUCAUCCAAACAAAUAAGCUUCAUGUUCACCUCAUUAAGUUGCUAAACAGACUAAACAAAUGAACAUUCUCGGUUUCAGAAACCAUAUAAGAUAAUGAGAUUCUAUCUAAUCAUAUAUAGCUAACAUUUUCAAACUAUUUUGUAUGUCAUUAUUAUGUUUUUAAUACUACACCCUCAUUUCUUUUGUCCUGGAAACUAAACAUGGAUUCAUAGAACUGAUUCUUUCUCGCAGUUUAUAGAAGUGUGUGAAUAUAAAUACUUCCAAAUGUCUCUUGUUAGACAACUUAUGUUUUUACCUUAUAUCUACUUUUAAUCUUAAUUUGAUUAUUUACCAAUUAUGCUUAUCUAUUUCAUUUUCUUCCUCCUUCAGUGGUGUAUGUUUACCAUCAUAUUUAUGGAAAACAAUGUUAACUCUGCUUAUGAUGAUGACAAUGAAGAUGAUGUAAACUCAUCAACCGCAAAAUUCUUCUAGUAGUGUUCUUUUUCAGGAUGAUAAACAAUAUUCUCAUGAUGAUAAAGAACCUUUUCAGAAUGAUGAUUAUUUUGAUCUGAAAUCCAAAAUUCAUGAAUUUGUCUUCUGUUUUAAGACCUCUUCGUCUUAGAGAGUUUUUGAAAAUAACAAACCUUAUAAUCAUAGAAGAUUAAAUCCAAUAAACCCGUCCGGUAGAGCAUGAGAUCGUCUAAAUAAGGUUUUGGCGCUUAAUUAUAAUUCUUUUAUUUCUUUCUCAACAUUAUUUGUGCAGAUUAUUUACGUUUAAAUAAUAAACAAAACUAUUGUUUAUGUUAAGUAUAGGGAUAUUAUAAAGAAAUUAAUUGAAAUACACUAAGUUGAAUACCAUUUUCAGAAAUAUAUUCAAUCAAAAAUAUUAUAACAUUCAGAUUUAGAGUUUAAUGCUAAUUGUUUUGGUUUUAGUAUUUAGGAGGUGUGGUUAGGUUUAUAAACUUCUAUAAAUAAUUCUUAAACAUGUAUAAAUAAUUUAAUAGAUUUAAUUUAAUCUUUUUCAUAAGAAUAAUCUUAAUUACUGAAGUAUUUAUGAAAAUAGUUAUCAUUUAAAAGUAAAUUUAAAAAAUAGUAUCAAAUUUGAAAUAAAGUUAGAAUUUCCCCGAAAUUAUAUUGCAAAAUGCAUUUAUAAUUUAUAUGUUAUUAUUUUUUUCGAAAAUUUUAAGCAUGCAUUAAGUAGCAAUACAUUUAACACAGUAACAACAAUACGAAAUAACAACAUAUGUAAAACAGGAACAACAAUACGGAAUAACAAUGCAAAAUGCUAUAGUUUUUUUUUGAGAUAAGUUUUUUUGUCCGAAAAGGUAACUCAUCACUGUCUGUUAAAGCUUAUAGUUAGAACAUACUAAAACACACACAUAAUCAUUAGACUAACCUUUGUCUGAACAUGUAUUGGACAAGGUUGUAGCAUCUUCAGCAAAGACCCUUCUGACCACACGCCUAUAUAGCGCAACACAUUGGUUGUGGUCAAGCAUCAACGGUUAAAAUUUUAGGUGUGAACUGAUUUGACACAUUAAUUUUAAUAUAUUUAUUACCUAAAUUAUGUAUAUAAAUUAAUUUAAAUUAAAAAAAAAUAUCGUUAACAAUACGUUGAUGACUAUUAUUUAUUCAUCUAAACUUAUUUUCAUCCAAUUUUUGUUGGGUAAAACGUUCUAUUUUCCCUCUAGAAGUAUCAUAUAAUUAACAAUUUUACACAAAGUUUUAACAUCGUUUCAAUUCCACAUAUUUUAAAUUAUCAGACUUAUUACUCCCCAAUUAAAAAGAUCAAAACCCAAACCUCCAUAAUGUAUUAGAUAAAAACUAAAACCGACACAUAGCCGAUUUAAAUCGGUUUAAUGUUUUUGGAUUUGAAACUUUACCCAAUUUAAACCUAAUUAAACCAAAACAAACCAAUUUAAUAAGAACAAACCAAAAUUGACCCGACUUAUGACAACCCAACUCAACCUAAUCUUCUUCUUCAUGACCAUUACUGCUUCAUCUUUCUUAAUUUAAAAAAUAUAACCAAUGUCAAAGGUGUGGCUCCGUCGGAGCUAAGGAAUCUGACUAACCUCGUCGAGCUGCACUCUCUUCGACAACAAACUUGGCGGAGAGAUUCUAAAUAGUGUCUUAAUGGCAGCUUGGCAAUUGCUCAAGCAGCUAGUCAGAGACAAGGAAAAAGCUUCUUUAAUCAUGAACACACAACAAUAUGUAUAAUCACUUCUUUGAUUUUAGUCGUUAAUCUUAAAACUUCAGCCUUUUCUAUGUUUCAGUUAAUAUUAUGGCUAAUCUAUUAUACUAUGUUUCUCUGGUUUCAAUUUCUGCCAUUAAAGACACUUUUGGUGAAGCAAAAAUAGUUGAACAACUAAAAGUAACAACUUAAAAAUACUGAAACUAUAAAAGAGCAUGCUUUGAGUGAGCUCAUGUGGGAGAUGCUUGUUGUUGUCUCUUGCCUCUCCAAAAUUUAGAUCCUUUUGAAUCAGCAAACCUUUUCUGUGACAGCUCGUGUGGAAGGAACUAAACAAUUCAUAGCUGUGAUGUUCUUGAGCUCAUCAAAGAACAUAGUAACGCAGUCAUCAGUUUGAGUGUGAAGCCAAGAACACAGUAAAGGUUUGAUUCCUCACGAAGCUUCUUUUUCUCUCUAACUACUUGUCUGGAUUGUUUCUGAAAUUAAUCAAGAGAUGGAGGGUGAAGAAUAAUGGGUUGGGUCGGGUUGCCACCAAUCGGAUGUCUGGUCAGGUUUGUAUUGGUUCGGUUUAAGUGUUUUAAAUCUAGUUUAUAGUGUAAACCACUAAAUUAAUGAAGAACCGUGGUCUAUGUGGAUUCGAGUUUCGAUCUUUUUAAUUGGAGAGUAAUAAGUCGGAUAAAUUAAAAUAUAGGUGGAACUGAAACGAUGUUAAAACUUUGUGUGGAAUUGUUACUAUAAAAGACUCUCUCUCUCUCAACUGAACCGGAAUCUUUAAACCGAACACGGAUAGAUUCACCUAAACACGCGCGCCUUUUUAAAAAUUCGUUAGUUCGUUACAUUGACCGUUCUCUCUCUCUAUAUGUUCAGAGAAACGAAACUAGCGAGAGAGCAAAGAACGAGAAGUAAUCGAGAAGGAAAAGCAAGAAGAACAUGAUGAUGCAAGAACGUAAGACUCUGAGCAUGAACGACAUUGAUCUCUCACUCCUCCGCCUCUCAUCCCCACCUUAUGAUGACUCCUUCUUCUCCCCUGGUUCCGACGAGUCCGAUCAUCCCAAACGAAGGAGACUCUCCUCUCAAGACCCAAUCUUUAUCUCCUCUCCCCUUCGCUCCACCCACCCUGAACCCCAUUCCUCCAACAUCGACGACCAGAUUCUCACCGCGAGCCAUGUUUUGACGAAGCAAGAAACGUCGUCGUCUGCUUCCAAGAAUCCUGAUACAGAGACGAUGAAGAUGGUUAACAAUCACGUGGAGGAGAUCAAUCAAGAAGAGACUAACUAUGAUGCUUACGAGGAAGAAGAAGAAGAUUGUGGAGAAGGGAUGAGGAUAGAGAGAUCUGGAGAUGGGUUUGUAAUUAGAUUGAAGUGUAGAUGCAAGCUAGCUUUUAGAAUUCUUUUCUCUGAUCACCACCUCUACUUCAAGUCUCUGUGAUUCAGUUAGUACUAUCUUCUUACUCUCUGAUUUGUUGUAACACUUUUUACUUUUUAAAAUUUUUCAAAGUAAUGUUUAGAGCAAGUCACAAAAUAAGCAAGUUAACUGCAAUGCCUGCGAGUGAUAAGAAUGAGUCAUGGAACUGUCUUAUUACAUCUCUUUGUUGACUUGUGUUAUCCUCUAACAUGAGUUCCUUGUUUUAUUUUUAGAUAGUAAACACUAAACAGAUACAAUCCUGUGAUAUUUGCAAUAACGCAAAAACAAAAGUUACAAACAGAAUGAAACAUCCCAAAAAGUGAAAGGCAAUUGGUGCUAAAACCAUCAGUGCCUUAUUUAUGUAAACUGUAAACUAGAGAACAGAAUGUCAUAUGUAGCAUUGGACUCUCAUCCAGAAACAUUCUCCUAUAGUCGCCACAACGAUACUAAGAUGAGCAAGAAAC
Brassica rapa (field mustard) is the source of this 4332-nucleotide messenger RNA. RefSeq lists its product as uncharacterized. The record is from RefSeq and is a predicted model, not a curated record. Lineage: Eukaryota; Viridiplantae; Streptophyta; Magnoliopsida; Brassicales; Brassicaceae.